Molecule: messenger RNA, 639 nt
Organism: Suillus subaureus
Lineage: Eukaryota; Fungi; Basidiomycota; Agaricomycetes; Boletales; Suillaceae
Product: ribosomal L18 C-terminal region-domain-containing protein
Exons: 2
Biological process (GO): ribosomal large subunit assembly; translation
Cellular component (GO): cytosolic large ribosomal subunit; ribosome
Molecular function (GO): 5S rRNA binding; structural constituent of ribosome
Source: RefSeq, a predicted model, not a curated record
GCAUACGCAACUGGUCUUCUGUGCGCUCGCCGUGCGUUGACCAAGCUGGGUCUUGCCGAUAAAUACGAGGGUGUCGCGGAGCCUGACGGUUCCUUGACGUUGACUGAGGCAUUAGAUGAUGAAGAUGCUCCACGACCCUUCAAGUGCUACCUUGAUGUUGGUCUUAAACGCACUUCUACUGGCCACCGCGUUUUCGGCGCAAUGAAGGGUGCAAGUGACGGUGGUAUAUUCAUUCCCCACUCCGACAAGCGUUUCCCUGGGUACGACCCAGAGAGCAAGAGCCUCGAUAGUGAAGUGCUCAAGAAGUACAUAUUUGGUGGCCACGUUGCUGAGUACAUGGAGUCGCUCGAGGAGGAAGAUGACGAGCGCUUCAAGAAGCAAUUUUCCUCGUAUCUCGCAGAUGAUAUCGGUUCAGAAGAUAUCGAGGAAAUUUACACUAACGCGUAUGCUGCCAUUCGUGAGGACCCCACCUUCCGACCUACGGAGAAGACCAAGGACUGGAAGGCAGAGACCCUGAAGUACAAGAAGUCCAAACUCACGCUGGAGGAACGCAGAGCUCGUAUCCAGGCAAAGAUCGAGGCCUUCAAGGCUUCAGGAGGCGAGGCUGCAGCUGCCGAGGACGACGACGACGACGAGUAA